Coccinella septempunctata (seven-spotted ladybird) is the source of this 2663-nucleotide messenger RNA. Its product is annotated as protein regulator of cytokinesis 1-like. Gene Ontology annotation, cellular component: mitotic spindle midzone; cytoplasm; spindle. The transcript is spliced from 8 exons. Lineage: Eukaryota; Metazoa; Arthropoda; Insecta; Coleoptera; Coccinellidae. Gene Ontology annotation, molecular function: microtubule binding. The record is from RefSeq and is a predicted model, not a curated record. Gene Ontology annotation, biological process: mitotic spindle midzone assembly; microtubule cytoskeleton organization. The coding region runs from base 172 to 2130 and encodes 652 amino acids.
GUUUACUCUGUGAGUGCGACAGUUGGGUUUUGAAUUUUCACCUUGGAAAAAACUGUUGGAUGCAGAGACUGAAGAGGAUAGAAUUUUAGUUAAAUGCAAUAUAGAAAAAUUGUUGGAUAUUCAGUUAUAUUAUAAAAGUAUUUUAUUGAUAUUGUCUUUCAGCAGAGGAUAAUGGAUGUCGAGAAUAUGGAUUCUUCCAUCAUAAAUGGACAUGAGUGGGCUCAGGACCUCAAAAAAUUCCUUGACUCUUGCACAGAAAAAUAUUUUCUUCGCUGGAAUAAUGUAGUUAUUGAACUAGGAGUGAGUGAUCAAUAUAUUGACAAGUGGGUGGAUAUUUUUAAAAGACAAAUCGAAGAACGAUAUGAAGAUUUGGUUAAUGAUGUCAUUGAUAUGAAAGCAAAAGUACUUGAUGAAAUUAGUGAGUUAUUGGAAAAUGCACAAAAAUAUGCAAAUGAACUAGGACUUCAAGAAGUUUUGCAUGAAAUAAAUCCUAAAGGAAGAUUAUAUCAUGUGAAAAAGGAUUUAGUUGAAAGGACAGAAAAAUUGAAAAUGAUCAUGGAAGAAAGACAGAAUGAAAUAAAAAAUCUCAUGGAAAAACAGAAAGAAUUGUGCAAUAUUUUAGAAAAAACUCCAUAUGAACUACCACUAUCGCCAUUACCCCGAAAAGAAGAAAUUGAAAAUGUCCAGAACUAUGUCGAUUCUCUGGAACAAGAAAAGUUUAAUAGGGAGGAACGCUACCUUGCUCUGAAGGAAGCAAUAGGUAGAUUAUCCCACGAAUUAGAUUUUGUACCAAAAACCGAUUUUGAAAGGGACAUACUUUCUGAAACAAGAAGGAACUUCGAUAUAACUGAAACUAAUAUGAAACAGCUGCAAAAAUGUCAUGAUGACAUGGUUCAGCAAUUGGCUAGUAUGAAAGAAGAGAUUGAUAAUCUCAGAAGUAGUAUAGAUGAACUGUGGAAUAUUCUUGAAGAGAGUAUGUCCAAAAGGCAUUUGUUCCAUGAACAAUAUAGUGGGUACACAGUUGGAACCUUGAAAGCCUUAAGGGAAGAAGUUAAACGAUGUGAAGAACUCAAAAAAGCUAAUAUUAAGGUUUUUGUGGAAAAAUUAAGAACUGAGCUCCAUGAACUGUGGCGUAACUGUUAUCAUCUGAACGAAGAAAGUCAAGCAAACUAUCAAUGGUUAACUUCUGAUUUGUACACAGAAGACCUCUUAUCUUAUCAUGAAUUAGAAGUGAGAAAAUGGAGAAAUUUCUACACAAAGAAUGAAAAAUUGAUCAAACUAUUCGCAGAGCAUCAGGAAUUAUGGAAUAAUCUUUUGGAAAUGGAAAAUCAGGAUGCAGUUGGUCCUAACAGAUACAAAAACAGAGGGGGUCAAUUAUUAAAAGAAGAAAAAGAAAGAAACAAAUUGUCUAAGAAAAUACCAUUGAUUGAAGAGAAAAUUCAACAACAAGCAAUGAAUUAUGAAGAUUUCACUGGAAUACCCUUCAUGAUUUUUGGAACCCCAAUUAUGGAAUUUAUUGAAAAUUUGCAUACACAGAGAGAUCAGAACCGCAAAAUUAAGCUGAGCGCCCGCAAACAGGUUAGAGAACAGGAGACUCUCUUAACUCCAGCAAAGUCUUGCAUGAGUUUAUUCCCUUCAUCCUCAAAGAUGUGCCUCACCCCACAAACUAACUCUGUGAAGCGAAAGUUGCUCAAACCAUUAACAACUGGAAAAAGGCCAAAGUUAGAAGGUUUUGCCAACUCCAAAGCACAAGAUGGUUUCAGUUCAGUAGAACCUGAAAGAUUGAGAAAUUUUCGGCGCUUGUCUCAGGAAAAGGCUAAAAAGCUGAAGAAAUGCCGAAAGUUAUUAAACAUGCAGAAGACUAGUAACAAUAAGGAGAACCUUGAUGAUACUAAUGCAACAAACUACGAUGUUUUUGAGAGGAAUAUAUCCACCAGGGAUGAUAAUUGCAGAAGUACACUGAAUCCCGGAGAAAUACUACAGUCUGUGAAAAUUAUACCAGAGAUAAAGAUUAUUCCACACACCCCUUCAAAAUUGAAGAUGCCAACUACACCCAGGCAACAUAAAACCGAAACACCCAGAGGAUCUAAACUCACAAGGGCACCAAGCAAUUUAAAAUUGAUAUUUUAACGUCGCUAUUUGUUUUUAACUAGCCACGUUGAAAUAAUGUUUGAUUCAUCAAUUGAACUACUUUCUAUCGUAUUAUAUGAUGAAGACUUUGUGUAUGUACAUUUUUAAGGAAUUAUAUCUUUCAAUUCUUCUGCAAUAUUUUUUAUAAUAAGGGAAGAAGGUAUUUUUAAAUAAUUAUAUUAUUCACAAUAAAAUAACACGGAUGUAUGAAUUUGUUUGUAAUGUAUGUUUUGAGAAAUUGAAGGAAUUCAAUUAUAACACAUGGCUUUUGGGACAGUUUGGCCUCUUCUUACAAAUACUUGAAUGAAUCAUUGAUUUUGUCAUUGAAAAUUUGUUUUUCCUCAAGAGUAUAUUGAAAAGUUAUGUUUUUUUAUAGUAUUUGAAAAACCGUCCAACAUUCCAUAACUAUUAUUUUCUUCAAAGUGUUGUUAAUGAUGUGCAUCAGAGCUCUCUUUAUUUGGAACAACAACAGUAUUAAGUUUUUUGUAUGUUUAUAUUAUUUAAAUUCUCAGAAUAAAAUUUUUUUAACAUUU